UAUUCAGUUUGUGUUAGUAUAAAUGUUGCUGAAAGAUAGAUCAGAGAAAUUCUGCAAACACACACUACUGAGACAGAAGCUGUUCAGUCAACUGGGUACCUACACAGUCCUCUUCAGACACCAAACUCAGGAUGCCGUACAUCACAGAUAUUGAUGUUUCCAUUAAUCCUGAACAGGAGCAAUGCCUAAGAAACCAAAGUUUCAAAAUAAUCAAUGUUAAUCUGAACAAAGGUGCUGGAGGAAAUAAUAUUUACCUCUGGUACAAGAAGGGAAGCAGCAAUCCCAUCACCAGAUUGCAGGUUACAUUCACAGAUGAAAUGCAAAUUGGUUUGAGGAACGCAGGUUACCAUAAGGUGGAUAAAGACCUCAAUGCAGGGGCUGGAGGAGAUAACAUCUUUCUCUGGUGCUACAAAGGUACAACUGAGUAUGACAACCCUAUAGUGGAACUUAAGGUCACCACAGAUGCAACAGAUGAAGCCCAAAUUUACCAGAAAGGCUGGGAACGACUGGCGUGUGACCUGAAUCGCAAUGCUAACGACAACUGGAUCCAUGUUUGGGUGAAGAAAGAGAAGAAAAUGUACAUCUCUGACAUCAAGGCAACUACCUCUUUUGCAUUUGAUAACGAGUAUUUUUCCCAGGGCUACACCCGUGUGGAUGAAAAUGUGAAUCGAGAUGCAGGAGAACGCUCUAUCUUUCUUUGGUAUCGUCAUUCUCUAACACAGUCCCAAACCAUCAAUCUCCUGGAUGUCUCCACUAACAAUGAGGAAGAGGAAAGCCUUCAGAUACAGGGUUAUACCUGUGUUGGUGUUAAUCUCAAUGAAGGAACAGGAGGCCCCCCGAUAAAUGCCUGGUACAAGAAGGGUUCAGACCAUGCCAUCCAGACCAUCACUGUAAUCAUUCAACAAGAAGUGAGUCCUUAUGAAAAGGCUGGCAUCCAUGUCAUUGGAAAAAAUCUGAAUACAGACAACAAUGGCACCCCCUUGUACCUGGCAUACCAAUGAGAUCAGGGGUUUCAUUUUCUGUAUGCCAGGUGAUCAGUAUACCUGUCAAAUUAGCGUAGCAAUACAUAGCUUAGUACAAGAUAGCACAACAACACAAAUACCAUGUAACAUGUUAAAGCAAACCUGUGGAUCAAGUCAGUUUAACACAGUCUUCAUGCAUUUCUUGCAUUUAAUCUUCUAAACAGAUUGUAUUUGAGAUAUCUAUAUUGUUGUUGUUGUUACUGCUUAUGCCUUUUGUGAUAUGGGUCAACAUGAAUUACUUUGCUAACAAAUAAAAAAAAGUUCCAUAUCAAUAA
Messenger RNA from Esox lucius (northern pike), 1297 nucleotides. RefSeq lists its product as uncharacterized. The record is from RefSeq and is a predicted model, not a curated record. The transcript has 2 exons. Bases 132 to 1001 code for a protein of 289 amino acids. Lineage: Eukaryota; Metazoa; Chordata; Actinopteri; Esociformes; Esocidae.